Molecule: messenger RNA, 1281 nt
Organism: Diaporthe citri
Lineage: Eukaryota; Fungi; Ascomycota; Sordariomycetes; Diaporthales; Diaporthaceae
Exons: 2
Coding region: 1-1281 (426 amino acids)
Biological process (GO): secondary metabolite biosynthetic process
Molecular function (GO): FAD binding; monooxygenase activity
Source: RefSeq, a predicted model, not a curated record
AUGCCUCACGUAGCACGAGCUCUCAACGUCCUCGUGGUCGGAGGUGGCCUCGGCGGUCUUGCCACCGCCCUGGCCCUGCAAACCGAUGGUCACUUAGUCCGCGUUAUCGACGCCGUCCCUGAGUUUGCGGAGGCUGGCGCGGGUAUUCGCGUCCCCCCAAACUCGAGUCGUCUGUUGAUGCGCUGGGGCGUUGGCGUCGAGAGCAUGAAGAAGUCGACUUCAAGCCGUUACCAGUUUCUUCGGUGGGAGGACGGCUCCACGAUGGUCGAGCUGCCCUUUGAAAAUAUUGUCGAGAUCCACGGUGCUCCUUACUAUCUGGUCCACCGUGCCGACCUACACGCCGCCCUUCUCGAGGCCGCCCAAAAGGCCGGGGUUGAAAUCCUCAACAACAAGCGCGUCGUCUCGUACGACUUUGAAGCUCCGAGUGCCACCACUCAGGACGGCGAAGUCUUCGCUGCCGACCUCGUCAUCUGCGCCGACGGCAUCAAGUCGGUCGCCCGUCCGCUGCUGACCGGCCAACCCGACAUCCCCCGUGAUACUGGCGAUGUUGCCUACCGCAUCUUGAUUCCAGGAGAGAAGCUACUGGCCGACGACGACUUGGCCGACCUCAUCAACGACCCCUGCACAACCUCAUGGUGUGGUCCCGACGCCCACCUGGUCGCCUACCCGAUCCGCAACGGCGAGAUGUACAACGUUGUCGUCUGCGCCACCUCGCACAACGAGACGACCGACGAGGUCUGGGUCGUCAAGGGCGACAACCGCGAACUGUGCAGCCGCUUCUCCAAGUGGGAGCCCCGUGUCCGGAAGCUCUGCGCACUCACAGGCGAGUUCAUGAAGUGGCGUCUCUGCGACUUGCCCGACCUUACCCGCUGGGUCCACCCUUCUGGCAAGGCCGUCCUGCUCGGCGACAGCUGUCAUCCCAUGCUCCCUUACCUGGCGCAGGGUGCUGCGCAGUGCUUCGAGGACGCUGCCGUUCUUCGACAAUGUCUCGCUCUCGAUAUCCCCCUCAGAGAGGGCCUGAAGCGCUAUGAAGAGAUCCGCAUGCCCCGUGCUUCUCUCAUCCAGGCCAAGACGCGUGAGCACCAGCACAUCCUGCAUAUAGAGGACGGGGCCGAGCAGCGGAAGCGCGACGAGGAGAUCAAGAUCAACAACGAACAGAACCCCAUCUUCUGGGGCUAUGACGACCGCCGCAAGUGGCUCUUUAGUCACGAUGCUGAGUUGCUGAACCAUGAGGGGGCCGGGCGAUUAGUUGUGCAGAGCACCACUGCUGCUGCUCAUUAA